Spea bombifrons (plains spadefoot toad) is the source of this 2278-nucleotide messenger RNA. It is a transcript of the gene MGAT1, whose product is annotated as alpha-1,3-mannosyl-glycoprotein 2-beta-N-acetylglucosaminyltransferase. Gene Ontology annotation, cellular component: Golgi apparatus. The record is from RefSeq and is a predicted model, not a curated record. Gene Ontology annotation, molecular function: alpha-1,3-mannosylglycoprotein 2-beta-N-acetylglucosaminyltransferase activity. The transcript has 3 exons. Gene Ontology annotation, biological process: protein N-linked glycosylation. Bases 553 to 1902 code for a protein of 449 amino acids. NCBI's taxonomy places the organism in Eukaryota, Metazoa, Chordata, Amphibia, Anura, Pelobatidae.
ACCGGCGAGACAGGAGAGAGACUUCUCAGGAAGAGGGGCGGGAGAGUGCACCAAACUUUGGAGGAGUUUUAGAACUUAGAACCGAGGAACCCCUUCCAGACUCCAGGUGGACGGGUGCGAGGCUGACCGCGUCAGAAGGAGGUGGUUUUAUAUAGCGGUGGGCUUUGAUGGACCCUCCUUUGGCUUUAUAGCAGUAUGAUCCCAGGUCUUCUCGUGACAAAGGUUUGAACUGUAUUCAGCCCCGGUCUCCACGUUUUGGAUCGGAUUAUAUAAAUGCCAUACUGAAUUCAGACAUGGAGGCUUUUUAAGCGAAGGUGCAUGCUUGCUGAAAGUUAGGACAACACGGCUCUACCUUUUUGUGGCUUUUUUUGCAAAGUUUUUAGACUCUUUUCUCGAGAGAGAUCUCUGUUCUGGAUCUCCUCUGCGUUCUUGAUUGGGACGGUUUUUGUUUUGUCAACUUCUUUCUGUGGGAUUGAUAAAGCGAGUCCUGCCGAGAAUCCACCUGUUCUUCUUCUAUCUCUUGCCAAAUAGAGAUUGGGACCCCCCAGGGGAAUGCCGCGCAAGGCCAGCGUGGCGGCCUGGGGGGCAGCCCUCUUUAUCUCAUGGAAUGCUGUCCUUCUCCUCUACCUCAUGAGCCGAUCACGAGGCCCAGAUCCUUCAGACCUCACCUCGCAUUUAAUUCAGCUCACCGAAGAAGCGGAAGCUGAGCUGGAGAAGCAGAAAGGGCUACUUCAACAGAUCCGUCACUACAUUGGAGAACUGAACCUCCGACCUCCUCCUGUACCGGGUCCGCGUGGCGCUGCUGCACCCCCGCCGUUCGCUAAUGCCUCGCAUGCCUCCCCAUCCCCUGUGGGAUCUGGUCCUCUGCCGGUUCCUGUUAUUCCAAUACUUGUGGUGGCGUGCGAUCGCCCGUCGGUGAGGAAGUGCCUGGACUCCCUGUUAAAGUACCGUCCCUCGGCGGAAAAGUUCCCGAUCGUUGUGAGCCAGGACUGUGGCCACCAAGAGACGGGACGAGUGAUAGACUCCUACGGAGACGCCGUCGUGCACAUCAAACAACCUGACCUCUCGGAAGUGGCAGCGCCACCGGAACACCGGAAAUUUCAAGGAUACUACAAGAUCGCCCGUCAUUACAGAUGGGCGCUUAACCAGAUAUUUAGAAACAUGGGCCACCAGGCUGCCAUUGUGGUGGAGGACGAUCUGGAGGUGGCCCCAGACUUCUAUGAGUAUUUCCAAGCAUCCUAUGGCCUUCUCCGCAAGGACCCCACCUUGUGGUGCGCCUCGGCCUGGAACGAUAAUGGGAAAGAAACUCUUGUGGAGAUGGAUGGCGGCUCACUGCUUCACCGUUCCGACUUCUUCCCAGGUCUCGGCUGGCUGUUACUACGCGAGUUGUGGGAGGAACUGGAGCCAAAGUGGCCAGCGGCUUUCUGGGAUGAUUGGGUUCGGAACCCUGAACAGAGACUGGGUAGGGCUUGCGUGAGGCCAGAGUUGUCCCGCACUCGAACAUUUGGGAGGAAAGGCGUUAGCCAGGGACAGUUCUUCGACCAGCAUUUGAAGUUCAUUAAACUGAACCAGGGCCGAGUAGCCUUCACCAAAAUGGAUCUCUCGUACCUUCUAAAAGAGGCUUAUGAUCCUUGGUUCCUAGGGCAGGUUUACGGGGCACCCAAAGCCCGGGCAGAGGAGGUGCUACAAGGCAAAGUGGCUGGAGGUAGGACGGUGAGAGUGGAGUACACUACCAGAGACUCUUUCAAGGCCAUGGCCAGGUCAUUUGGGGUUAUGGAUGACCUGAAGUCUGGCGUGGCUCGAACUGCUUACAUGGGGGUCGUGACCUUCACCCACAGAGGAAGAAGGGUUUUUCUGGCUCCACCCAAAGAAUGGGCCGGGUAUGACCCAUCAUGGACCUAAGGUGUUGAGUAAAGAAGAAGAAGCAUGGCGGGAGGUGGUGUGGAGCCAUGUGAAAUAUAGAAUUUCUACAGGGAGCAAAAUAAGCAGAGGAGAGAUCUAUGCUGUGACUCCAUGACCUCUAGGAAGGAAUGCAGGACCAUAGGAAAGCUAGAGGUACCGGAAUGAAGGUUCAAAGCCUUUCAGGAGCAGCAUAAAGGAUCGCUGCAUAUUUUUUAUUUGAUAUGAAACAUUUGAAUUUAUUUGGUGCGAUACCAGCGGUAUGGAGACCCUGAGAGAGAGCACUCAGGAAUGAAUGCCGACUCCCAGCAGAGCAGGCUUGGUUUCCUGAGGUUCUUCUCCAUACUAUAUCACCUCAAUAAAGUGACCUUUAUAGCCA